AUGGGUUUGGGAAUCCUCGAGGACCGGGCUCUGGACCACGUUCCUGGGACAACCCGCUAUUUCGAUGACCCCGAACGGACGCAGUACGCCGAUGACGACGGCGGCAUUGCUGCUACUCGACACAGAAAUCUCAAGGUCCUGAAUGGCAUCAUUCUCGUGCCCCAGCCGUCCGACGACCCUAAUGACCCUUUGAACUGGCCGCUGUGGCGCCGCGAUCUCAUCACCUUCAUCCUCUCCAUAUCCGCCAUCUUUGCUACCUGCCUCGGCCCCAUUCUUGCCGCCAACACCGUCACCAUCUCCCUCUACAUUAGCAAAGACUUCACCGAUGUCGCCCUGUUGACCGGCUACUUUCUUUUGGGCACCGGGUUCGCCGCCGCCUUCUUCGUUCCCUCCAGCCGCGUCUGGGGCAAGCGCCAUGCCUUCCUCCUCGGCAUGAUCAUCCUCAUCUUCAGCAGUGUGUGGGGCGGCGUCGUGGGCCACCACAAGAACUACAACAGCUUCCUCUGGGCCCGCAUCAUCCAGGGCGUCGGCUGCGCCCCCUUCGAGGCCCUCGUCAAUGCCGCCGUCGGCGAUCUGUAUUUUGUCCACCAGCGCGGCAGCAGGAUGGCCUUUACCAACCUCGCUGUCUUUGGCGGCGCCUUCUUCACCCCCAUCCUCGUCGGCAAGAUUACCCACACCCUUGAGUGGUGGUGGACCUUCUGGCUCGUCGCCAUCUUCUGCGGGGCCUGUCUCCCCGCCCUGAUCUUUCUGUGCCCAGAGACAUCGUACAGGCGGGACACCAGGCUCAACACGGACAUGCUGGCCGAGGACGAGACCACCGCCGUCACCAAGGAGGCUGAAGCCCCCACGCCCCCAGAGGCGGAAAGCAGUCACGAUCCCGCCAAGCCGGUCAAUUAUUGGAAGUCGAUCGCGCUUUUCAACGGCCGCAAGACGGACGAGGCCAUUUGGAAGCUCGCGCUGCGGCCGUUUCCGCUGUUCCUGCAGCCGGCCUUCUUAUGGGCUUGCCUCAUUCAGGGGACCCUUAUCGGCUGGACCGUGUUCAUUGGUGUCAUCCUCGGCGCCUAUUUUAUCGGUUAUCCGCUAUGGUGGAACGAGGUCAAGACCGGCUACGCCUACGUUGGGCCUUUUGUUGGCGCUCUCCUGGGCUUCAUCAUCGCCGGCCUCCUGUCCGACUGGUCCGCCCGCGCUAUGACUCGUUGGAACAAGGGCGUUUACGAACCCGAGUUCCGUAUUCUGCUCGUCAUACCUCAGCUAGUCUUCGGCGUUAUGGGCGUCUUCGGCUGGGGUAUCACCGUCGACGGCCUGCUCGACGGCAAGUGGAGUUACGUCGUUCCCCUAAUGUUCUUCGGCUUCGAGGUCUGCGGCAUGGUCAUAGGCGCUGUAGCUAGCAGCUUGUACAUCGUGGAUGCCUAUCGCGACCUGGCCAUCGAGGGCUUCACGUGUAUGAUCAUAUUUAAGAAUAUGUUUGCCUUCGGUCUGACCUUCAAGGCCUACGACUGGCUGAUUAUCAACGGCACCAAGGCGACGCCCGUUUUCAAUGCUCUGGGGGCGGUUCAGGUCGUCAUCUGCAUGCUGAGCGUACCCAUGUACAUCUUUGGCAAGCGGAUUCGGAGCUUUUACUACCGUCAUGAUAUCUUGAAGAUAUUGAACCUCCGAUAG
Molecule: messenger RNA, 1659 nt
Organism: Cryphonectria parasitica EP155
Lineage: Eukaryota; Fungi; Ascomycota; Sordariomycetes; Diaporthales; Cryphonectriaceae
Product: MFS general substrate transporter
Exons: 4
Coding region: 1-1659 (552 amino acids)
Biological process (GO): transmembrane transport
Molecular function (GO): transmembrane transporter activity
Source: RefSeq, a predicted model, not a curated record